This is a messenger RNA of Grus americana (Whooping crane), 6391 nucleotides long. It is a transcript of the gene UBE2K, whose product is annotated as ubiquitin conjugating enzyme E2 K. The transcript has 8 exons. Gene Ontology annotation, molecular function: ubiquitin conjugating enzyme activity; protein binding. The record is from RefSeq and is a predicted model, not a curated record. Lineage: Eukaryota; Metazoa; Chordata; Aves; Gruiformes; Gruidae. Gene Ontology annotation, biological process: proteasome-mediated ubiquitin-dependent protein catabolic process; protein polyubiquitination. Gene Ontology annotation, cellular component: nucleus. The coding region runs from base 840 to 1133 and encodes 97 amino acids.
CUUAACUCUGCCCCUGGGCCAGCCAGCGGCGGUGGCAGGGCUCUGCCUAUAGACGUUUCUCCUCACGCUUUCGCCAGGCGCCGCCGGGGACCCGCUCGGCCCGUGACAUGCCGAGGGGCGGCAAGCAGGCAGGUGUCUCCCGGGGCAGGCGGCGAGCGGGGCGAAACCCCCGCGCCUCCUCAGGAGGCGGCGGCAUCCUUCCCUCGGGGUCAGCGGAGAGGAAGAGGCCGGGAGGAGGCUGAGGCGGCCGCAUCCCGCCGCCGCUGCCGCCGGCCAGCACUCGACCCCCACCAUCGAGGAGCCCCGGUGCCCGCUCCGCUCCGCGCACACGGCGGCCCCUCCUGAAAGGCGACGGCAGAGCCGGCUGCCCUAGCGCGCAUGCUCGGCGCGGGCGCCAUUUUGGUGGGGCCGGGAGUUAUCCAGCGAGAGCGGCGGCGGAGCUCGCUGGGCCCGGCUCGGAGGCAGCGGCGAGUGGGUGCCCGCUGCGGAGAUGGCUAACAUCGCGGUGCAGAGGAUCAAGCGGGAGUUCAAGGAGGUGCUGAAGAGCGAGGAGGAGUUUGGCUUUAAUAGGAAAGAAGUGUACAAGUCCUAAGACGAGCAAAAAUCAAAUUAAAGUAGAUCUUGUAGAUGAGAAUUUUACAGAAUUAAGAGGAGAAAUAGCAGGACCUCCGGACACACCAUAUGAAGGUGGAAGGUAUCAACUAGAGAUAAAAAUUCCAGAAACAUAUCCAUUUAAUCCUCCUAAGGUGCGGUUUAUCACCAAAAUAUGGCAUCCUAAUAUUAGCUCAGUCACUGGGGCCAUUUGUUUGGAUAUUCUGAAAGAUCAAUGGGCAGCAGCAAUGACUCUAAGAACAGUGUUGUUAUCACUGCAAGCAUUGUUGGCAGCUGCAGAACCAGAUGAUCCACAAGAUGCAGUAGUGGCAAACCAGUACAAACAAAAUCCAGAAAUGUUUAAACAGACAGCUCGACUUUGGGCACAUGUGUAUGCUGGAGCACCAGUUUCUAGUCCAGAAUACACCAAAAAAAUAGAAAACCUUUGUGCUAUGGGCUUUGAUAGGAAUGCAGUAAUAGUGGCCUUGUCUUCAAAAUCAUGGGAUGUAGAGACUGCAACAGAAUUACUCCUGAGUAACUGAGCCAUGUAGAGAGAGCUGCUUCAGUAGUCCAGCUUGCCCCUUCUGGAGGAGCAUCACCAUCUGUUAUUUUUAGGAUUCUAUAUAGAUUCUCUUUUAAAACUGGCACUCUUGCCUGAUGAUGCUAUCUAGGCACUAUUGGAGACUGAAAAAAAACCGCUCUGUAAAUAAAGCUAAUUAAACGUCUGUGUAAAUUUAAAAAGGGGAAAUACUUUAAUUUUUUUUUCUUACUAAAUAUUGUAAAAAUUCUUUGAGCUCAGCUAAAAUAAUGGGGGAAAACAUGCCUACUUUAGUGUUUAGCAGUGUGACGAAGACUAGCAGGAACUUGCUUCAGGAUUUUGAUUUAGUAAUUCAGAAAGCAACAUUUUUGAGUGUUAGUCAUCAAAAUUGUUGGUGCCACUCAUCACAGCUAUCUUACUGUUUUUUAAACAUGGAUCCUAUGUGCCUGUGGAUUGACCUAUAUUUGCAUGCUUGUACUUAAUAGACAUAUUAGGUAGGGUCGCUGAAGAGAGCACCAUUGAAUACUUGAGUGUUCUUGUAACUUUUUUUCCUGAAAGACUUUCAAGACUUACCCAAAGUUCCAAAUGGUGACCUAUUCAGAACCGGUUUCUUUCUAGCUUAUUAAUUGGGAAACCUGAUUCUCCUCUCCCUUUACAUCAUACAGCUAGAAAUCCUCCCUAGAUUGUUUCAUCAUCCGUGGGUAUUAUGUGUGCCAUUUACAGUAGUCUAGGCUCCCAUUUAAAGAAUAUAUUUUGAAUUAUCUGUAAUUAUUUUCACCCAUCAUGUUUUCUUCACAAUCUCGUAAGGAGUAUGCCUGGAUAUAGCACAAAAAGAUGGAGCUGGUUUUCUUUCCUUUUUUUUGUGGUCAAUAGAUGUAAAAUGUUCUUCAGUACAUUCUGGAUAGUAUGAUUUUACUGGAUUUGAAGGAGGAAAAAGCAGAUCUAGCAUACUGAAAUUAAAAAAAAAAAUUUCUUUUGAGUACUUGAUAUGAUGCAAUCAGCUGGUUUUUGCAGCGGUUUUCUAGCUUUAUUUCGGGCUUCAAUUUAAGGAUUGCUUACCAGGUACUUUAAAAUUCAUCCUUGCUUGCAUUUUUCUCUAGUUGACACAUGGAGGCUGUGUUGGUGUUUUUACUGUACAUACUUCAAAUGCACAUAGAAGUAGAAGUGUGUUCUCAAUUUAGCUUUCUUUUGGAUUGAUGUUUCUGAUAAAUGAGAACUGAAAUCUUACCUUGGCUUGUACAUACAGUCAGUCUUUUUAUUCGUAUUAAAAUGACAUUUCAUCCCGAGUGCAAAAGCUUGAAAAUUAUUAGUUUUGCAACUUCAAACACUAGUACAUCUAUUUAAAGAGAGCUGUAAUGUCUUUGUGAAUAUGAUGCUAACUUUUGAGAAUAUAUCUGACAAGGAAGUUAGAGAAAUCCUGAGACUAGAGAGUGGGGAUGGUGGAUAAUGGAGUGCUAAGUCAUCUUUCCCAUAACUGUUUUUUCUCCGAAACAGUGGAUCAGUGGGGUGGGGAAAGGAAAUAUUUGUCUGUUGGGGAUUUUUCUGGAGCUAUGAAGUACAAGUUGAAAUAGUUUCACACUUCAUAGACAGUCUGUUUAUAAAUUGUACUAGAGGAAAUCAGGAACAUUAUUGUAUCUGGUAAAUAUUUUGGGGCUUAGUGGUAGGGGAACAGAACCAGAAAAUAGAGCUGUAGAGACCUGGCUAGUUCAGGGACGUGCCCUGGACUGCUCUGUCUGUGUCCAAACUUAAAAUAUUUCAGGGCACAGGCAGUAAAUACUUUGAACUCAUAUCAGUGCAAUACUAAAUGCAUUUGCUUAGUCUUUAUACUUACUGCUUUUUAAGGUGUAGUCAGUGAUCAGUUUUCUUGGGCUUUCCUGAGUUAGUGUAAAUCAUUUGCAAUGAUGCCAAAGGAAAUGAGUUGUUUUGUCUUUCCUUAUAUUUAUUUAUUUUUUUAACAAGAAGCUGCUACUGUUCAGCUGGUUUGCUAGGUGAAAACCAGGGACGGUAGGAAACUAUGGCAAAAUGCCACUUGUGUUAAUCUCAAGUUGCUGUCUUUUCUGUUAUACAGGCUAAGAACUUCUUGAUUACAUCAACACCUUUUUUUACCCUGGUGGUAAUUAUAAAUUGCUGACUACUUUCCCUUGUUCUUCGCUGCUAUUUAUCAAAAGAAAGAACUUGGAAAUCAUUGUUGGGGACAUAAAACUUCUCAGUUACGGGCUUCUGAACGUGUCUUUUGAUAAGAUGAGUCUCCUAAGAACAGGAGGUUUUUCCAACAAUAUGUAAAGGGAUAAAGGAAGCCGGGGGAGGGGGAGAAAAGAGGAAAUGGUUCUUAGGUGAACCUGGUCACCUCUGAAACAAUGCCCUGUCAAGUUUUAGUUCUCUCAUGAAGUUACCUCAUUUUCUUCUCUACUGCAAAACACUCAUCUUCCCCUUUCCCCUUAUGUAUAGAUGUUGGAUACUGAGUUUUGUGCUCCAUCCACGCUCUUGGUAGCAAAGAUACCUUGAUGCUAGCUCAGAUGCUGGCAGGAGGGAAGCUUCUCAAGAACUGAGCUGGGAAGGAAACGUGACCCAGCAUUAAGGAGACAUCUGUGGUCUGAAGUCCCUCAAUUUUGACAUGUGAGUCCUUUAUAAGGAAUGUUUUUUGUAUUCUUGGUAAUUAUCAGAGUUGAAUACAGGGAUAAUAUUGUACAAGGUUAGUUUAACUGCAGCUGGGGCUGAGCCCUGGGAAUUUUGCUGUCAGUGUUCAGUUUAUCCUUGUGAGUUUGUACAUACAAAAUGGUAGUUCUGUGUUUUGUGUGACUGACCGUUGCUAUAUGCAGGGCCCUGGGCAUUCACAGACAUGGAGGUGCCACACGGACCGCUCCGGCUGUGGACUUGGGCUGCGCAUCUACUGCUUCCUUACAACAAGAACAUAAAACAUGGGUACAGUUGCUUCCCAAGUACAAAUAAAACCUGUGUUGUCUUCCUCUAUUGUGUAAGACAACAGCUUGAAACAGUAAUUUGGAAGUCUAAAUGACUCCAUUUUUCUAAACAUGGUAUUGAUAAUGAAGCUCACGGAUUGCCAGAGCAUCGAUCAGAUUUCACUGCUGAAGGUCUUAACGUGCAUUGAGCAAAGUGGUUUAUCCCUUGUUUGUUUUGUUGGUGGGGAACAAGAAACUCCUUUCUCAUCUAGUUCCUCCAAAAGUAAACUACAGCUUUGUUCCAAGGCAGAGAAAUGCCCUUUCCUGUUGCCAAAAGCCUCUGCUGUUCCCGUGAGUGCCAAAAGCCCUGACUGCAUCCCACCCCCACUCACCAAAUUCACAGCUUCCUCCCGUUGCUUCUGUGAACAGGCUGUGUUCUCAGUUUGACAAACUGGUACAUUCUGGAGACAAAAACUUAGGAACAUAUCCUUCUGGAAAGAUGCAGCACUGAGUGCUAUUCUUUCUGCGUAUUCCAAACUUUAACUUUUUUUUUUUUUUUAAAAAAGCUUGCCACAGAGCCUUGACUAUAAUUGGUUUGGUAGUAUUUAUCUGAGCAAUUAGGUACUAAUGGUGUAGGAAUAUGUCUUGGUUUGGUUUUUUUUUUUUUUUAAAUUAUCAUUGUAUUCAACUGUAUUCCAAGUAAAUUAGUAUUGGAACACUGACAUAAGGAGUAUAGGAUCUUUGUUGUUGUUGUCUGAAAGGAGGAAUUAAAUAGCCAGAAAGAAGCUUACCUUGUUAUGCCAAAUCUACAUUAUGUGGUGUGGGUAACAGAAACAUUUAAACUAUGCAAAUUUAAGCUUAACAGCUGUGAAUGAGACUCGGCGCUUCAGAGCAUAUGGAUUGCUUAUUGAAUCCUGGAACGGAGAAGGGGAGGGAAAUCAAAACACAGUUUCAAGUGAGAGUUCUUGUUUACUGCAUUGGUCAUAUACUGUGAAGGUGAUGGGUUCCAUUUUCAGUGUAAUGGGAAACCUAACUCGGUGCGUGUCCCUCACUUCCUUCCUAAAUACCAACAAAAGCUAACUUAGGCUUGGAUGCUUGCCCAAAGGGGGAAACGUUAAAUAAUUUAACAGUGAAAGUUAGUUUUACUUAAUGUCUGCUGAUGAGCAGAUGCGACGAGAAGAUGGGGUGUCCUUUCCUGCUGUGUUUUGUUGGUAGAGUUGACGAGAAGCAUCUUGAGGAGUGUGGCCACUGACUUGUGAUCAGGUAGUUGCUUUUGUACGGUUUUAAUGAGCAAUUGACUCAAUACUAGAUAGCGAGAACACAUUUCAUCAUGCCGUCUGUUGCGUCGCAGAACUAAAGCAUGAAAGUAAAGAUGCUCCUUGGGUGCCUAAAGCUUUUUCUGGGAAAAAUGUAGAUGUUUUCACUGUUACCGUCCUGAUUUUCCGGGCCCAAGGCUCUCCUGUGGCUAGGCGAAGGGGCAGUCACUUCUUUCUUGCUAGUUUUCCGAUCUAUUCCAAACCCAUCGGUAGAUCACGUAGCUUUCUCUUCCUGUUUGUGGCGUUGGUGUCAUGAGCUGAUUCAUCAUUAGACUCACAAGACCAGCUGUCUUUAAUGCGUUUUUGCUUCUUGCUCAGUUAUCCAGCUGCAGUGCUCUGUAGGUAGCAACUCGACUUCAGAUUUCUUCUCACUGGACAAACUCCUGCAAAUCAUUUGCACUGUACUGUGAUGUGAUGUUCCUUCUCUGCUGUUACCUGCUUUGUAGGCAUCAAAAUAGCUAGCUGAUCGCUUAUGGUGCUGAGCCAUUCAUCGAUAAUGUAAGUUAAGAUCUAUGACUCAACAGACAAGGAAAUGUACUGUGAAAAUGCUGUACUUGUCCAUUUUACGAUUUGUGGCAACUGCUGGUGCUCUGUUGUGGUGUCUGAAGGAGGCUGCCAUCAUGCGAAUGCUGAUGUCAACUGUUGAAGAACCCUGCUUUUCACUUACCUUUUCCAUCCUAAAUUUCGACUUUUCUAAUUAAAAACUAUUUACCGAUAAAAAAUAUUGCAGGAGGUUGGUUUCCUGAGCAUCAGACUUCCUGUACAGGAGGAGUGGGUGGGCUGGAAUGCAGCAUCAGUGUUUUUUGUCUUGAAAAUAAAAACUACACAAACACUUUUGUACACAAAUGAUUUUUUAAUAAACACACAUUUUAAAAGAUGUUGAUUUUCACUGGGAAUGCUUAACAAUAAAUGCAUGUUUCCCUGAAAACAGUUUUCAUUUUAUUUCUGGUAAUUCAAAUCGUUCUGAAAUUACAGGGUGUAUAUACUGCCUCCAUGUCAGUAAUGAGAGAAAGGGAUGAUCAAGUUUGUGAUUAAAAAUUUUUGAA